GAACGCGACGUAAAUAGACAAGGAAAGCGUGAGGAGACGAGAGGAGGAGAGGAGGGAAAGGAGUUCACCCAGACCAGGGAAUAGUCACACAUUUCAUUUCCCCGGGAGGUUUUAAUUUUUUUCUUCUGGAACCAAAGUGUUGGAUUUGAGAUCAUGCCUGCUGAAGUGAAACAGGAGCAGAGCCCCAGCAACGCCACAUCUCUGGCUAUGAUGCAGGAGCCCCAGGAGGUGGUGGAGGAGACGGUCACCAUAGAGGAGGACCCUGGCACCCCCACCUCCCAUGUCUCGGUGGUCACCUCUGAUGACGGCACCACACGGCGCACAGAAACCAAGGAUAUCUCAUCUAACGUGAAGGUGACUAAGAUGGUGAAGACUGUGACCACACGGACGGUGCGUCAGGUGCCCCUGGGGCCCGAUGGCUUGCCCCUGCCUGAAGGAUCGUCCCCACUGGGCAGCUACACCGACUCCAUCGACCGGCGCUACAUGAAGAACGGAGGGUUCAUCACCCCGCAAGCCACCUCCACCCUGACCCGCUCCUACAACAACUCCUACAACGAUUCAUAUGGAGAGGCCCCCGAGAGCCAGUACGUUCGCCACUACGGCCUGCACGAUGGCUACGCCGAUUUGACUGACAACUACGGAAGCCUCUCACGCGGCGUCAACUUCCGGCCGCCGCGAUACCCCUACCUGCCCAACAGCUACCGCCCGGAGAACAGCUACACGCUGCCUAUUCGCAAAGAUGACUACGGCCAUGUGGCCCAGCCCCAGGUGCCCAUGGGUAGCAGCACCGUGGAUCUGAACCGCUCGCAGCCAGAGCGCUUCCAGGCCGAGCCAUAUGGCCUGGAGGAUGAUCGCCGCAGCUUGGGCCCCGAAGAGGAGGAGCCCUACGAGCUGGAGCCCGACUAUUCCACCGCCAACCGCCGCACCCUGCAGGGGGCCAACCGGGGACGCACCCACCGGGAACCUCUUCGUGAUAUGCCUCGAGUCAGAGGGUACCCAGAUGAAGCCAUCGAGGCAGAGCUGAUCGAUGAGCGCCACCCCUACAUCCACGGCAUGUAUUCAGCGCCGCUGGCCCAGCCGGAGAGGGGGAGCAUGGCCAGUCUGGACCGCAUGGGCGGCCGACGUUCGCCAUCCAUCGACAGCAUCCGCAAGGACCCGCGCUGGCGUGACCCAGACCUCCCUGAGGUCAUCGCCAUGCUGGGCCACCCCAUUGACCCAGUGAAGUCAAACGCCGCCGCCUACCUGCAGCACCUGUGCUACGAAAACGACAAGAUUAAGAAGGAUGUGCGUCAGCUGAAGGGGAUUCCUGUUCUGGUGGGCCUUCUGGACCACCCCAAAUCAGAAGUCCACCGCAAGGCUUGCGGUGCCCUGCGCAACAUCUCCUACGGCAAGGACAAUGACAACAAGGUGGCCAUCAAGAUCUGUGACGGCAUCCCGGGCCUCGUCCGCCUGUUGAGGAAGACCAAUGACAUGGAAGUUCGGGAGCUCAUCACCGGAACCUUGUGGAAUCUGUCGUCCUAUGAACCCCUGAAGAUGGUGAUCAUCAACCACGGCUUGCAGACUCUGACCAACGAGGUUAUCAUUCCCCACUCGGGCUGGGAGCACGAGCCAAACGAGGAUUCAAAGCCGCGCGACGCCGAGUGGACCACCGUCUUCAAGAACACCUCCGGCUGCCUCAGAAAUGUGAGCUCAGACGGGGCAGAGGCUCGGCGCAGACUGAGGGAAUGCGAGGGAUUGGUGGACGCCUUGCUGCACGCUCUCCAAUCAGCUGUAGGGAAGAAGGACAUGGAUAACAAGUCUGUGGAGAACUGUGUUUGUAUCAUGAGGAACUUGUCCUACCACGUCCACAAAGAGGUGCCAGGGGCCGAAAGGUUCCAGGACCCUUCAGCUCCACAGGCUCCUGGCUCAGCAGGACCACAGAGAAAGAAAAAGGACGACGCCGGCUGCUUCGGAGGCAAGAAGGCCAAAGGCAGGAAGAACGGUGAGAAUGACAAAAACUACGACACUCUGGAUCUGCCCAAGCGCUCAGAGCCGUCAAAAGGCUUUGAGCUGCUGUAUCAGCCCGAAGUGGUGAGGCUCUACCUAUCUCUGCUGACGGAGAGCCAGAACUACAACACCCUGGAGGCCGCUGCCGGGGCUCUGCAGAACCUCAGCGCUGGACAGUGGACCUGGUCCAACUACAUUCGAGCCACGGUGCGUAAGGAGAAAGGUCUUCCCAUCCUGGUGGAGCUGCUGCGCUCCGACUCCGACAAGGUGGUCCGAGCUGUGUCCAUCGCCCUGCGCAACCUGUCCAUCGACCGCCGCAACAAGGACCUGAUCGGAAGUUAUGCCAUGCGGGACUUGGUGAGCAACCUGCCCAGCGGCCAGCAGCGGCCAGCCAAAAACCUGGAGGAGGACACUGUGGUCGCAAUCCUCAACACCAUCCAUGAGAUCGUCACUGACAGCUCUGAAAACGCCCGCUCCCUCGCCCAGGCUCAGGCCAUUGAGAAGCUGGUCGCCAUCAACAGGACAAGCCAAUCAGCUCGCGAAACCAAGGCGGCGUCCCACGUGCUGCAGACGGUCUGGAGUUAUAAGGAGCUGAGGAACGCUUUGACCAAGGACGGCUGGAACAAAAGCCACUUCCAGCCCACGUUGGCAACCACCCCUAAAGCAACCAAGAACGGCAAGCCAGGCUACGAUGACACCACCUUACCCCUGAUGGAGAAGAACCAAGGCACCAGGAAAUGUGGCAGUGGUGAUAUGAUACCUAUGGAUGAGCUGGGUCCAGAUGGUUACUCCACCAUUGACCAGAGGGACAAGGACUGCAAAUACAAGACGGUUGACGGCUCAGUGGACCAGACAGAACGGGAGCCAUUAAAGAAUGACACAAAUAGGAAACACUAUAUCAGAAGUAACAGGCCUGCAGUCAGUCUGGUGGACGCUUGUGACGUUAAGCCCCAGCCUGUUGACUCCUGGGUCUAAAUGCAUGCAUGGCUUAAAAUAACGACACCCCAGCUAGAGAAGGAUCUCUCAUAUCAUCACUGCCAUUUCACAUGGAACUCAUCUUUGGAGUUGGACUUUGUACAGAAAAGAGGAUAAAAAAAUAAAAAAAAAGAUCAAGACAGAAACUACCCAGCAGGAGCCAACAUUCUCAUGCUUUUCAGAAAAAGAAAAAAAAAGAAUAAAAAAGUGAUUACUCCUACUACUUUCUCAUAUCUACAUUCCCACUGGACAUCAUGUGAAUUUUACAGUGUUGACUCUUGAUGAGCUCUACCGCUGACACGAAACGGACAAAAGGACGGUGCUGGUGAGGGAAUGGAAGGAUGAAGGGCGAACAAAGUGAGGUGAAGGAAAGCAAUGGAAAGGGAAUGUGUGUUGGAAGGAAACCUGUGGGAAGCUGGAAUGAGUGGUUACCGCAUUUCAGUUUUCACAUUUGGAAGAAGUUCAUGCUUCAAUUUUGUAGGUUUUGGAGAAUUUAACUUUGAGUUGGUUUUCAGGCUUUGGUAAUUUGACAUGAACAGGUACGGAAUGGUGUAUUUGAAGGUCACAGAAUGUUGUUUGCAGGUUGGUGUGAGAAAGUAAAAUGAGAGAAAACGAGCCUGAGAAGAACUGUAGCAUAGUGGAUAAACAUGUACACCCAGCAGUCUGCUCUCAAAGACAUUUGGUUCACUGUGUUUAUUUUUUUUUAAAGUGCACUGAGAUGCUUUGAAAUCAAAAGUUGUUAACAAGUGAUUGAUGUUCAUUCGUAAAGUGAGAUCUGCAAGUUGUGGUCCAGAGAAAGGAAAGUGACAGUGUGUACAUCACAUGGAGAAACAGUUUCUGUUGACACUGCAUCGCAAAAGUAAGCUAAAAUGGAAACCAACCGUUUCUGUUUCAUCGUGGUCAACAUGUUGACCCUCACUCACAGAUCUGUGGUUACUUGUGUAACCACUCACAUUGUGCAGUGAUGCAGUUUAAUGAGUUUCCUGGCUGGUUGCUCUUUGUCAAUGAUGUGUAUUAAAGAGGAUAUAAGGCAUUUUGUUUAUAAAUGAUUCGUGUUUUUGAAAAGAGAGGCGGAAGUUUGUUCUCUUGAUGAAAGGGUAGAUCUAAAAGCAGUUUUUUAUUUUUGUUGGGUUUUAUAUAAAUGUAUAUUAGGGUCAAAAGGAAAAAAAAUGGAAAAAUGAAGGAAAAAAAAAAAACAAGCAACAAAAAUUACCGACUUCUUAGUUGUAUAUUAAUAUCACAUUGUUUGGAAAGCACAUCUCAUUUGAUAAAGGCUCACCAUGUUUGUAAACAAGAAAUAACCAUGUAACUUAAAUGUGUGUCAAAUAUUGUCGAGUUACGCCGACGAUCACCUAUUUAUAUUUUGUAUUUGUCCAAAAAAAGUAAAAGAAAAAAAGUUUAUCUGCAGUGUUCUUUCUAAAGGCAAUGAAUUCAAGGUGUCUGACAGCCACUGAAUCUUCAAACCAGACACUCUGGAGGGGUCAGAGGUCAGACUAAUGAGAUGGACAAGAGACGGUGUGUUAAUAAAUGUUCUUUAGUUUUUCUUCCUGAUGCAUUCAGAUCAAGUUUCCGCCAAUCCCGAAACCCUUCUUCAACGGUGCAUCUUAAAGAACUAUUCAGUCGUGAGCAUGAAGAAAAACUGUACAGAUGUUUAUAUUCUAUUCUUUCCAAGUGCCAGUUUUUUGUGGUGUCAUUUGGAUAUUAACUAAUUCAUUCAUGUGCAAGAAGAGAGUAUGGGAGGACGAGUAGAUCUGGGUGUUUGAGGCAAAUUAAAGAGUUGGAUCACACUGUACAAAAACAAAAAAAACCAUCAAGUUUGGUCAUAUAGUAUAUAUUUUUACAACGUUCUAGGGUGGACAGUAAAGAUGAAGAAAAGCAGAGUGAUACAAAAUCAUAUUGACAUUAUUGACAGUCUGUCAGAGGGACAGAAAGAGAAUCCAAUCCAAGUUGGCAUCACUCAUGCGUCAUCAAGGCGAAUGGCAUGUGCCUGCAUUGAAGUCUGAUUUUUCUUUGUGACGUAUGUGACUUUAUAAAGCUUGCAUAUUUUACACAGUGUUUACAAAGAUGUAUGUUGUGGUAAAAAUCAAUAAACUACAAAAAAACUUACUGUAUAGAUUUUAAUUUCAGAGGUUAAAAAAAUUAUAAUGAUACCCAGCAUCCCUUUUGUGUGUCCUCAGAAGUGUGUGCUUUUCAUUGGACAAUACUGAACCCUUAGAACAAAGACCCAAAUGACUGUCUAUUCCUGACUGCAUUUCGCAGUGCCACAACCAAAGGAUCUGGAGUUGUAUUUACAUGCAUUCAGAACUGGGGGGUUUGGUUUUGUGGAUGAACAACGCAUUGUAAAUUCACAAAAUAAAGAGCCAAGCAACUGUGCUGUAAAAGAAAUGCAGGACUCGGACACACAUCGAAUCAAACAAACCUACCUGUGUAGAUAUAACAGAUUCAAGACCGUCAAAAUAAAGUAACUGUACUACUCAGUAGCAGAUGUGUUUGUACCUAUCAUGUGCCUUAACCUUUUCCAUGGUAGAUAAAGAUAAGUGUGUUUUAUAUAACUUUAUUCCUCCCUUUCAACUGUCAUCUCUCCAUUUUGUCUGUUCACCUUCCCCUCCCCCUUCUCCACCUGUGUCACCCUUCCUCCCUUUUGCCUUCACUCAAGUCACUCAUUCAUUCUUCAUGCACCCCCUUCCCCCACCGCCCCCCCCAAACCCCUAGUAGGAUAGACUGUUGGUGGGUUUCUGCCUUGUAUUACAUUGUAUUAUAAACUUUUAAAAAGAUAGUCAUUCAAAUAAUGAUUUUGAUUUUCCUAGAGGAGUAAAGUUGUUAAUGCUUUCGUAGCGAGCAGAAGCGAUGCCACAGUGACAGAAUGUAUUAUGUUAAUUUUACUAAUACCCAGAGGCAAAUAUUACGCUUGUUAAACAUAACGGAAAAAUACUGGUUUGUAGAGUAUACAUUUGGUGUGUUUUCAAUAAAUCAU
Molecule: messenger RNA, 5935 nt
Organism: Anoplopoma fimbria (sablefish)
Lineage: Eukaryota; Metazoa; Chordata; Actinopteri; Perciformes; Anoplopomatidae
Gene: arvcfb
Product: ARVCF delta catenin family member b
Exons: 18
Coding region: 154-2961 (935 amino acids)
Biological process (GO): cell-cell adhesion; cell-cell junction assembly
Cellular component (GO): adherens junction; plasma membrane; nucleus
Molecular function (GO): cadherin binding
Source: RefSeq, a predicted model, not a curated record